Messenger RNA from Pseudomyrmex gracilis, 916 nucleotides. RefSeq names its product trigger factor-like. The record is from RefSeq and is a predicted model, not a curated record. The transcript is spliced from 5 exons. Lineage: Eukaryota; Metazoa; Arthropoda; Insecta; Hymenoptera; Formicidae. The annotation marks the transcript as partial.
AUGGUGAACAAUCGUAACAAAGUAACGGCAAACGAAGAAGAAGCUGCACCGACGUCAUCCCGUUUUGCUUCUUGUCAGCAGCAGCAAGUUGCGAGCGUAUCGCCCCGUGUGGAAGCAGCGAUAGCCAGGGUGUUGCCAAUGCAACGCCCUGCUCCUAGGGCCCAACGUCGCCGACGAGAGGGGUCAGAAGAAGCAAACAAACCUCCGCUGCGAAGAGCCCGUAGAGAUGAAGCGGAGCUUUCUCCUCCUCCUUCUCCUCCCGUUGAUUCCGAUGAUGAAGUGCAGAUGGUGCUGGAAGUUAGGUAUCCGCCAGGGACAUUACCUGACCAUUUUCAACAGAAAGAAACGGAAGAAGAACAGCGUCAAUGGGCGGUGGAGGAGCUUCGAAGAAGGCGGCUGGAAGCGCAAAUGGAAGACGAGCGCUACGAGCGGGAAACAGUCCGUCUCUUGUCGGAAAUCGAAAACGAGAUCAUUGCCGACAACACCGACAACAACGGCGUCGCCGACGAGAACGAUGACGACGACAACGAUGAUGACGAGGAUGCCGACGACAACAACGACGCCGGCAACGACGACGACGACGACUACGACAACGAUGAUGACGAGGAUGCUGACGACAACAACGACGCCGACGACAAGAACGACGACGACGACGACGACUACGAUGAUGACGAGGAUGCCGACGACAACAACGACGCCGACGACGAGAACGACGACACCGAUGACGAUGGAGAAGACGAACGCCUCGUGAUUAUUUCGGAAACGGAAGAUUCUAUUGUAAAAAUAUCGGAGGGAGAAGUACAAUACGGGGGCGGAACUGUAAAUGUUGCGCAAGAAAAUAGUAGUAAACAGGACGGCACCAACAACGAGCGCAGCGACGACACCGUCGAGCGUUACACCGGCAGCAGCAGCCCAG